Molecule: messenger RNA, 4989 nt
Organism: Cydia strobilella
Lineage: Eukaryota; Metazoa; Arthropoda; Insecta; Lepidoptera; Tortricidae
Gene: mnb
Product: serine/threonine-protein kinase minibrain
Exons: 12
Coding region: 914-2566 (550 amino acids)
Biological process (GO): positive regulation of DNA-templated transcription; protein autophosphorylation; peptidyl-serine phosphorylation
Cellular component (GO): nucleus
Molecular function (GO): ATP binding; protein serine/threonine kinase activity; transcription coactivator activity
Source: RefSeq, a predicted model, not a curated record
UGCUUUUCGGUCGAGUCUGCCAUGUUUUGUCCUAUUUGUCGCGCUUGAACAACGCGUUUAUUGUUUUAAGCUGUUAUUUUCUGAAUGUGUUACGGCAUGUGUUUUGUAUACAGAUUGUUCAGAAGAUAGUGCUUUGAUUGUAGUAGUGAAAUUAUAACUUGAUUAGUAAUUUCUGAUACUUGUGAGUGCGAGGGUGUAAUUUGUGUUUCACCGAAAUUUAGAAUCGUCUGCAAGCUCGCUGCGAUUUCUAUAAAGCGAGAUUCUAUUACAAUUUAUGGAAAAAUCGAUGAAAAGUUAUAGUUUAGUUAAGAAAUUGGUCGAUUCUAUGGCGCAACCCACGUGCACAUAAUAUAUCGAGUAUCUCAUGCACAUUGUUAUUAUUUUGUUGUGAGCCCGAGCCCGUCACGGUUGCAGACCAAGGAUCGGACCGUUGAAGGGAAAUCGCGUAGUCCGUCUUGCUCCCUCGCGUCGCGUGCUAGCAUUCAUUCAUUGUGGUAUCGGAUUAUUAGACGGUGAUUUCUCGCUGUGCAGUAUUUGUGCAGCGCGAGGAUAAAGCCGUGGUCGGUGCAGCGACAGCGGGCGCUCGGCACGAGCCCACGUGACGCGUGUUUGGGUGUUAGUCGGGACGGAUUGCGGGCGGCCGCAGUGGCCGCGCAGCGCCGGAGGUGAAUCACCGCUGUAGUUGUCUUGUGGAUCUGUUUACGCGAGUGCAUCUAGUGCGGAAGUGAGGCAUGUGCGGCGCGCGACGUCGCCGAUGACGACCGCGGUGCUUUAAGCUGUGAGCUGUGAUAGUUAUGUCGUUCGGGUUAUGAGUGUGUGACAAAGUUGUAGUGUAAGGACACUGGAGCCCCUAGCCGGAGUUGGGCCCGCCGGGGCGGCCCUAGUGCUUCUCGGGGCUCCGCACGAAGGCAAAAUGGCUGCGUGGAACCGCCACCACCAUUUUAACAUGCUGAUGGACGAGAACGCCAAGAAAUUAGGCGUUGUCGGCGGCGGCAUGCCCGAGGCGGGCGAGAGGCGGCACGGGCCGCUGUACGGCCGGCUGGUGGCAGAGGAGCAGCUCGCCUCCAUGAGCGCGCCUUCGGACAUUCAGGUGAGCGCCACCGCGCGCCCCAGGGCUUUCUGCCGCUACCGUAUCCCCGCCCAGGCUAUGCAAGCACGAAUACCACACCACUUUCGGGACCCCUCAACAGCACCAUUACGGAAGCUAAGCGUGGAUCUCAUCAAAACAUAUAAACACAUAAACGAGGUAUACUACGCGAAAAAGAAGCGGAGAGCGCAACAGUACCUGGGCGAGGACGGCUCGCACAAGAAGGAGCGGAAGUUGUACAACGACGGGUACGACGAUGACAACCACGACUACAUCAUAAAACAGGGCGAGAAGUUCCUCGACCGGUAUGAGAUCUCCUCACCCAUAGGGAAGGGAUCUUUUGGACAGGUUGUGAAAGCGUAUGAUCACGAGGAGCAGUGUCAAGUAGCGAUUAAAAUAAUUAAGAAUAAGAAACCCUUCCUAAAUCAGGCACAAAUAGAAGUCAAGUUACUAGAAAUGAUGAACAGAGCAGAUGCUGAAAAUAAGUAUUAUAUAGUAAAACUGAAACGUCACUUCAUGUGGCGGAACCACCUGUGCCUAGUAUUCGAGCUACUCUCGUACAACCUCUACGACCUGCUGCGGAAUACCAACUUUCGCGGCGUCUCGCUCAACCUCACGCGGAAAUUCGCGCAACAGCUGUGCACAGCGCUACUCUUCCUUAGUCAACCUGAACUAAACAUAAUUCACUGUGAUCUUAAGCCCGAAAAUAUACUAUUAUGCAACCCUAAAAGGUCAGCCAUUAAGAUAGUAGACUUCGGAAGUUCGUGUCAACUAGGCCAAAGGAUAUACCAAUACAUCCAGUCAAGGUUCUACCGAUCACCGGAGGUCCUACUGGGCAUACCUUACGACCUUGCGAUAGACAUGUGGUCGCUGGGUUGCAUACUGGUGGAGAUGCAUACGGGCGAACCAUUGUUCAGCGGAGCCAACGAGAUUGACCAGAUGAACAAGAUCGUUGAGGUGCUAGGCAUGCCGCCGGAUCACUUAUUAGAUCAGGCUCAUAAAACCAGAAAAUUCUUCGACAAACUACCAGCGUCAGAAGGUGGCGGUUAUGUUUUGAAGAAAGUCAACGGGAAAGAUGGGAGUGGUUUCAGGAAGUACCGCGCGGCGGGCACGCGGCGGCUGCACGACAUCCUCGGCGUCGAGGGCGGCGGGCCCGCGGCGAGGCGGCGCGGCGAGCCCGGACACUCCGUCUCAGACUAUCUUAAGUUUAAGGACCUAAUUCUCCGUAUGCUAGAGUACGACCCCAAGCAGCGAGUGACGCCGUACUACGCGCUGCAACACAACUUCUUCAAGCGCACCGCGGACGAGGCCACCAACACGCAGCAGGCGCAGCACCACCAGCACGUGGGAGUGGGAGUGGGCGUGGGCGGCGCCCUGGUGUGGGGCGGCCCCGGCGUGCUGCCGGCCGAGCGCAUGGACGUGGAGCGCGCGCCCGACGACCUGCACGUGCCGUGCCGCAGCCCCGUCGCCAUACACUAGCCACCCGCCACCCGCCGCCCGCCACCCGCACUGCAGCACCCCGGACGAUACCGUGACGUGCGCUGGACCGCUGUCGGCAGUGCCGAGCCCGUGCCCGUGCCCGUGCCGAGUCGCGAGUGACGUGUGAACCGUGCGAACACUCAAGUGUGCUCUGUGCCCUGUGACGUGAGCGGCGCGGUCGACCCGAGGCCGAGGGACCGAAUUCAUAUUUAUAACUCUAUAUUUUUAUUUAAUGCGAUAAGUCUGACUGUAAAGAAAUAUAAUUGUGACUUGUUACUUUGUAACAUGUAUUAUUUGUAACCGCUUCUCUCGACAGUACUUAGAGAACGUCCGGGGGCUCGCCCCCCGUCGCCCGAUCGUGAUGCAUCGACGGCAUGAAAGCUAGGUUUUUUUAUUGUUACGCAAUGCAUAUCAAGGACGCAAUAUGGUAGAAAAUAAAUAUUGUAUAUAAAAUUUAGGAAACCGACUAAUGGAUUACAGACUGCGACUUAAACUGGUUAAUCUAUAGUUUAGUUACGAUCUAUGCUAGUUAGGCUUUCAUUCGAUUUUAAUUAUCGCAAGCUUUAUAUUUUUAAAGUGUCGGCAACUGAUGACUGAAAUAAAAAGGGCCAAGACUUUUUUGUAAACGAUGCUGAAAUAGAUAUUCUGAAAUGUAUAAAUUAAUUUGUGAACGCACUGAACUAGCCGCCGAACGGUCCCGGACGGCGGACGCAACCGAUGCCCUCGCAUUUCAGAGUUGUUGUAUAAAUGUUUUUUCCUAUCUAAAAUUGUGCUUGAAGUAUUGAUGAUGUAACACGUGCACACUAAUGUGUCGAAGCCGAUUUAUUUUUGACCCAUUGGAAUAUUCAAACGACGUGUAAACAGGAGUAGCGAUAGGUAAUUCUAUAAAACACAAAAUGUACCUACAGAUGUGGUGCAUAAUUGGUUGCCAUCGUAUUUUCUCGGAAACGAUCGUGUUUGUCAUGCUACUUGUGUCAACCUCAGUACUUGUUGUACUUAGCCUGACUGAAAUAGCAUAACACGUUCGUGCGUUUCCGUGAAAAUACGAGGAAAACAAUUAGGUAUGCACUACAUCUGUACUUGUAGGUUACGAAGAAUGUUGAAUCAUAUAUAAAAAUGUUUAGUAUUUCAGAUAGGAGUUAAUAAAUUGAAUUAUGACUUGUUCAACCUUUUUGGAUUUGAAUCUACAAUAGACUAACCUCAUUGCAACAGACUGGUUGAAACUUUGUAACGGAGAUAUUUUGUAUAGCGUACACUGAAUCACUGCCUUAUUGUGCCGGAACUUUUUACGAAUAAGGGCCCGCGGCCGCGUCGCCUUCGCGCCGUAUUCAUAUGUAACACAAGGUUUAUUUUUGAUGAAUCCGUAAUCGCAUAUUCGCAUAAUUUGUACAUACGUGAUACUUAGUUAAAGUUCCGCUCCCUCCGAGCAGGGAGCAGUCCAAGGUCGAAGGCGCGCCGCCGCGGGCCUCGACUUUAGCGACUUUAUUAUGAAAUAAAACGUGAUUUAGGAAAUUUUAAGUUCAAUUUUAUUUAGUUGAAUAAUUGAAAUCAUUGACUGAAUAUUUGAAAUAAAGCCGCUAAACUGAGACAUGCAAUAGAAUGCAGGUACCUAUUUCGUACUGCGUGCGUUGCUGUGAAUUUUUAUAUAACUCCCUCUCGAAAGACUAAGUUAACGUGAAGUUUGUAUGGUGCAGUUUUGUUUACAGGCAUGAAGCAUUAAAGUAUUUUCUGACAUUAUUUUACCACUUCUCGAUGCUCUGUCUAUUUUGUAGUUGGUUUUCUAUUACAUUGUAGAUUUCUAAUCUUACUGUUUAUGUAAAGAAACAUUCUGAUAGUGUAAUAUUUACCGUAAUACUUUUCUGCUUCAUGAGAUAUUUAAGGUUGAUAGAAAUGAGUAUGUGAAAUAGGUAUGACAGUAUGUUAAUUUUGAUAAUAGAAGAAUAAUAUACAACAAAUUUAAAGGCAGGUUUCCAAUUAUGAAAUAACUAUUUUUUUUUGAAUAAUGUGUUCGUCUAUUUGACAUAAUAGCAAAUCUUGUCUGUUUAGUAUAAGUAAGAUUUAUGUUAAUAAGAUUAUUUGUUCCUUGUAAUAAUGUUAUAUUUAUUUCUACCUCUGAAGUGGGAAUCUGCCGCAACACGUGUCUGGUACUGGGAAGGAGAGAAACAUCGACACUUGAAUAGCUCUAAAUUAUUCAUUUACUCGAGAUGGCCCUAGAUGUUUGCUUGAGUAUGUAAUAUACUACCUAUACUAUUUAUUUGUACUGUGACACUAUGGAAAGAGAAGGCGUAUGUUGAGUGCGAGCGAGAAGCUAAUGUUUAUUUCCUAUCGGAUUGUCAGUUCGCAGGCACUGUAACAAUAAAAGGAUUUAGAGCUUUAUGUCACUAUAAGUUUUGUAUUUUAAAUCAAUAAACGAUAGAACGAUU